Molecule: messenger RNA, 747 nt
Organism: Blepharisma stoltei
Lineage: Eukaryota; Ciliophora; Heterotrichea; Heterotrichida; Blepharismidae
Source: the annotation of a GenBank genome assembly
AUGUAUAGAGAAAUCCUAAAAACUUUUUCCUUAUCAGACCUUAAGGAAAAUGUUGCCCGCUUUGAAAACACGAUUUCAGAGCUAAGCUACUGCUUAGAAGACUUAGAAGAAAAAAGAGAUGAGCUAAGAUCCAUGGCUUCACCAUUCAAUCUGUACUUUUAAUAGCCCCAUACAAUUAUGAAAUUUUUGCUAAUUCAAAUCCAGAAAUUUUUUUUCCAAAUUCUCCCAUUAAUUGUCUAAAAUUGCAAAGCAAAAAUCCUACACCGAAGAUCCACUAACGAAAUGUUGAAAUCCACUGUCGAAACAUUUAAUUCAAUGCAAACUUUAAAGCCAACUGCUUGUGAUCAUGAGAGAUCAUUAUCAGAAACAUUAAGCACGCAGUAUACAGAAGCUUGUGAGACGCCUAUGGACGAUACAGAAGAAGCUGUGAAUAUAAAAAUCAAUAAAAGCGCACCUCAAAAGAGCAAAAUAAAUGAUGUUCCUCUAUCAACGCUGCAUGGGAAAAGAGUAUCAAAGCUUGCAAGUCAUGAAAAAACACUGCAUAAGACAAGUGUAAGUAUGCAGCAAAUUCCUAUAGCAAAAGAAGAAGAUAAACAGCCAAGAAUUUCAAUUGAUUUAGUUGAAGAAGUUGCAUUGCCCAAGCAUUAUUUAAAAGCCAAAACAAUGACAGAAAGCCGAUGCACGCCUUAUUUUAGAAAAGCGCCUAGACAUCCAAGAAAAAGCACUAAAGACCCUGAAAAGGCUUAA